AUGCGAUUGGACCCUGGCUUUGUUGUUUUAGGAAAUGGAACAUCUGAAUGUUACUACUUUCAUGAGAACUGCUUUCUGCUGGGAACCAUUGCCAAGGCCUGUCUCCAGGGCUCUGACUUGCUGGUGCAGCAGCAUUUCCGCUGGGUUCAGCUGCGGUGGGAUUGCGAGCCCAUGCAGGGACUGCUGCAGAGGUUCUUAAGAAGGAAAGUUGUAAACAAGUUCAGAGGUCAGGUGCCCUCACCCUGUGACCCCGUGUGCAAGAUUGUUGACUGGGCUCUGUCUGUCUGGCGUCAGCUCAACUCCUGCCUGGCCCGCUUGGGCACACCUGAAGCUCUUCUUGGGCCAAAGUUUUUCCUGUCUUGUCCUGUAGUCCCAGGACAUGCCCAAGCAACAGUGAAGUGGAUGUCUAAGCUGUGGAAUGCUGUCAUCGCACCCAGAGUUCAAGAAGCAAUAUUGUCAAGAGCCUCUGUGAAAAGGCAACCUGGCCUUGUGCAGACAGCUGCUAAAAAGCACCCUAGCCAAGGACAGCAGGCUGUGGUUAAAGCUGCACUCAGCAUCUUGCUUAAUAAAGCCGUUCUGCAUGGCUGUCCCCUCCCAAGGUCAGAGCUAGAACAGCAUACAGCACACUUCAAUGGAGGAAGUUUCCCUUUGUCCAUAGUUUCAAGUUAUAGCAAGAAGAAAGGAGACAGUGGUGCCUGGAGAAAGGUGAACACCAGCCCUCGCAAGAAGCCUGGCCGUUUCUCUUCACCCACCUGGAACAAGCUGGACCUGAGUCAGGAAGGUAUAAAAAACAAGAUAAUACCACAGCUGAAUUUUAACAGAAACACUUCUCUGUCAAAACAAAAGUCCUUAGAGAAUGACCUGUCAGUGCCAUUGACUUUGGAUCAGAGACUCUCUCUUGGUUCAGAUGAUGAAGCAGAUCUUGUCAAGGAGCUUCAGAGUAUGUGCUCCAGCAAAUCUGAAUCUGACAUAAGCAAGAUUGCUGAUUCCUUGGAUGAUUUAAGGAGGUUUGAUAGCUCAGGAAACAACCCUGAAUUUUCAGAACCUUUUAAUAAUCCAAGAAUGCCAGUGUCACAAAAGGAGGCCAGUCCUCUCAGCAGCCAUCAAACUACUGAAUGCAGCAACAAUAAAUCAAAGACUGAGUUGGGUGUCUCAAGAGUUAAAUCUUUUCUUCCUGUUCCUAGAAGUAAAGUCGCCCAGUGUUCCCAGAACACCAAAAGAAGCAGCAGCAGCAGUAAUACAAGGCAACUAGAAAUCAACAACUCCAAAGAAGAAAAUUAGAACCUACACAACAUGAACAAGCUAAAAAACCUAACCAAUAGGCCUGCCUACAAUAUUCUCACUAUCAACUAACUUCUGUAUAUUUCACACAGAAAAUAAGAUGUAAAUACCUUCAAAUGCAUAAAAUGUUUUCACUGUAAUAUAAAGUAUGAGUGCAGGACCACUAUUCAAAAUUUUGUAAAGAAUGUAUUUAUAACCCAACAUUUUUUUUUAAUUCUGUAGGAUUAAACUUCAAUACCAAGAAGUAUGGCAACUUUUCAAGUAGUUUUAUAAUAGAAACAUUGUAAUAGUUUUAAUCAAGAUGUUCAGGGGUAUUAAAACAGAACUGUCUGUGUACUGUAUAUCACUAUAUAUGUGUACAUAUGUAUGAAUAUUUAAGGAAAUACAGAAAUCAUAUUAUAUACAUGUUACAAAAUAUAUACAACCUUGACUUAGAUAACAUGCACCACCUUAAAUGGUGAUCAUAAUUUUAUGUUCACCUGAUGGGGAAUGACUAGAAUGGGGCAAUAACAAAUCAUUUUUAAACAGUUAUUUUCCAUUAAAAGCCAUAUUAAAUAUUUUGCCUGUUAAAGUCCAGUUUUACAUUUUGGAUCUUUUAGUGGUUACAUUGCCAUUUGGUUGCAUUAUGUAUAUAUUUAUGCUUAUGGGUUUGCAUUAUGACUCUUGUAAAAUAUGAAAUUAUAAUGCAAUAAAAGUGUUAUCUUUCUUACAGAAGUUUUGUACCUAAGUGGAUAUAAAAAAAAUCUGUGUAAAGACUUCAAUAAAUAACUUCCUCUUCAGUAUUAUUUCUAGUAGCACAACUGAUAAUAAAAUUGUUAUUUUCUAGAGGUGUUUCUUCUAAAAAUUACCGACGAAAUCACUUAUUUGCUUUGACACCAAAUAAAAUAAUUGAAUU
Molecule: messenger RNA, 2176 nt
Organism: Castor canadensis (American beaver)
Lineage: Eukaryota; Metazoa; Chordata; Mammalia; Rodentia; Castoridae
Source: RefSeq, a predicted model, not a curated record